Messenger RNA from Sclerotinia trifoliorum, 4309 nucleotides. The record is from the annotation of a GenBank genome assembly. NCBI's taxonomy places the organism in Eukaryota, Fungi, Ascomycota, Leotiomycetes, Helotiales, Sclerotiniaceae.
GCUUUAUUAUUUCUCCUACGUGAAAAAACUGAAGAUCUGAUCCAGUUCUUAUUUUCAUCUCAUCCCUUCAGUCUCAUUGAGGGGCAACCACAGAAUCAACCUUCAAGGAAUACAUGGGUUUUGGAAGCUAUUCAAACUAACAGUUGAUUUAUAGAUCUAGGACGGAGAGCUACCUGCUACUCCAAACUUGUUUGGAUCGCGAAACCUACGAACUAGCAAGUCAUUAAAAACUAUCGCUCCCUACUCAGGCGAAAAUUAACGAAUUUUAAGUCAGAAAUCUUGGAAUUCCAAUCCACUCCCCUGAAAACACGGAUAUUGAAGAUCAAUAGGGCUACGAAUUCAAAACCUUUCCAGAGCAGGACUCUGCCAAUCAUGAACUGUGAAUGAAACUAUUUUCGAUUUUUAUCCUUUCAGAUUUUGGCCAAAACGUUCAAGCUUUGCGACUCUUCAUCUGGACUGUGAGUUUCGCUGAGGUGCCUCUUGACUGCAGGCAGAUCAGCUGACAGCUACUUUCCAAGUCGGAAUAGGGACGGACUUGUUACCGUAGCGAUUCAACCAGCCGGGUAGAAGCGCGAAGUCAAUAAGUUCAAGCGGCUAGAUUGAGUUAGGGAUUACCAGACUGGAACUUCCAGCAAACAUGGACAAGACGGAGGGAAUCAUUAGAUGGUCGCCAAACUCAGCUCGUGCGCAGUUUGUCGCAUUCAAUCUGAAUUAUCGAAUCCUUCAAGUCUAUGAGGCCAAGGGCCUUGCACGGCCAGGAAACUUCGAGUAUGAGCCCCUAUCUCGUUACAUUGAUAUCCCCUCUUUGAAUACGUUCGACUGGUCGCCAGUUGUCGAAGGAUUGGUUGCUGUUGGUACUUCUAGUGGCGAGCUUCAAUUACUACGAGUUGACGACAAUUCUAAUGCUGUUUUGUCUCUUUCUAUCAAGCAGCCAAGAGCAUGUCAAGCCGUCGCUUUUAACACUACUGGAUUGCUAGCGAUUGGUCUUGAAAGAGUUCGCAAUGAUGGCUCUUUGCAAAUUUGGGAUAUUAAUCAACGCCUAGCUGAUUGGGAUACUUCUCAGCCAGGAUGGAAAGUCCCAAAUAAUGCAGUCGAGCCGAGAAAGUUAGAGUCGGCCACCGUGAGUGGACGUAAACAAAGCACCCUUGACGGCGCUACUGACAACAAACAGGUAACUAGCAUUAAGUUCUUUGAAGAUCAACCGCAAACCCUUGCUAUUGGUAUCAAGAACUCUUCUGUCCGGAUCCACGAUCUCAGAGGUUCGUUGAGUUUCAUCUUGUCGGUAACACAUACUGAAAUAGAAUAGAUCCGAGUGGUGGAGUAAUCACAUUUCAAACUAAAUGCAACAAUAACCUCACCAUCGACUACUCAGACCCCAACUACUUUGCUUCUUCUUCUUUAGAUCAACCUGGAGUCAUGGUCUGGGAUCGACGUGUCAGCACUCGAGCUACUGCCUCUCCGAUGUACUUGGACGCUUUUGAUAACGAUGGAUAUGCUUGGGGGGCCGCUUUGCAAUUGAAGAAGGUCAUUUCCACCGACAAACAAGGCUCAUAUAUUAAAUCAUUGCGCUAUUGUCGAGAGCAACGGGGAACUUUGGGCGUUCUGUCGAAUACCGGCCAGCUUCAGAUUCUGAAGACUAACAAGGAGUAUUACGAUCCUGGUUCUGAAGAUGAUGUUAAAGGAAGUCCGGAGCUACUUCAAGUCAGCAGGUCGUCUGAUCUCGAAUAUCCAUAUUUCGACACAGAUCGUGGGCGCAAGCAGGAAGAUAGGAUAGUCUCUUUCGAUUGGUUAACCCUCGGUACUACAGAUCUACAGCCACGUGUUGUUGCAUUGAGGGCUUCUGGAUCAUUAGAAAUCAUGCAAACACCGCCUACUAGCACCGAUCAAAUGAUGGAGUUCAUGCCAUGGCAACAGCCACAUAAUCACGACAAAGUGCCAUAUCACACUUUGAUGGACUUUGCAGAUGCCACCGAGCGUAGAGCAAAUCUUGGCCCUCUUUAUGCAAACGAACUGAAGUUUAAUACACCCAUAUUUGGACCAGAUGGAUACAACACCCCACAUGUUCAAGAGUCGCUAGCGGCUGCUCUUGACAAAGCUCUUGAACGUCCCGAAGCUCCAGCAUCAGAUGUCAAGAAAGAGACCCCUGGCAGCCAGAUUAGCAGAGCAUCUUUCACGAAGUCGACUUUUGCGGAAGCUAUUGAUCGACAGUUCGAGAUUGCCGACGAUCCUGUUCUGGAGACAUUCCCCAAGGGUGGAGGUGUCGGCGCUGAGAGCGUCCAUGGUUCUUUGAGCGAGAAAUUAUCUGCUAUAAAUCUGUUGAGCAAAUUCAAGUCCCAAGAUCCAUCAACAACUAAGAUUUGCUCAAGCAGGGAUAUGCACGAGAUCUUACUUAGAUCUCGCAUACCAGCUUCUAAGGCCGACGCUAUGCUAAUUGAUAAUCUAUUCAUUGAACGUGCUCUCAACGGGUACUUGUUUGAUUGUAACAAAAACAAGUCACUGGUCAAAGAAGAUCCAUGGCUUAGAGACGUAUGGUAUUGGAUUUCACGUAAGUUACUUUUCUGGGUGUUAUUGAUACUAGCUAAUAUAACUAGUGGCCGAGAAAGCAGCCAAGGAUGAUGGAAUGCUGUCCUCAACCCUUGACCUUAGCUAUUUGGGAGCCUAUACUUUAUGGAACAACAAAUUAGGUGGCAAGGCCGAAUCAAGACUUGUCGAAAGUACUGUUGUUCCUGAUCCUACUCAGUGGGAAAGACUUAUUGCUGUUAUCAACAAACGUAUUGGCUAUGAAGAGUAUACUGGUGUACCAACUAUGAGGCCACAGCAUCGACAAUUAUGCCUUGCUCAGUGCGGUUUUGCAAAACCUGUAGCAGAGCUUAGAGAAAUUCUUGCCCGCUUACAAGGAAGAGGAGAGUAUACCAAAGCAGCUGCACGGGCGCUUUUUGAAGGAGAACCUGAACUUGCAGUUGAUAUCCUUAGGCGUGGAGACAAAGAGCUAGUAUUUGCUGCUGUAGCACUCGAUGUUACAACCAAGAGUCCUCCCAACGUUGAUCUAUCCAAUUGGAGCAAGACGCUUGAAGAUCAAGCUCACAUGUCUGGAGAUCCAUAUCUCCGAGCUAUCUUUGGCUAUGUCACAACACGAGACUGGGAGGUCAUCGCAAAUGAGACAGCUUUACCAUUGAGAUACCGCGCUGGAGUUGCUUUAAGAUACCUUAGUGAUCUUCAACUCACAGAGUGGCUUGACAAGGAAAUGGAAGAAGCUAUCGUACACGGAGAUAUCGAAGGCAUUGUUCUUGCCGGGAUCACAGACAACAUGGUCGAUAUUUUAGCGAAAUAUGUUGCAAAGUUUUUCGAUUAUCAAACCGCCAUUCUAAUCAUGUCUUUUUGCUACCCGCGAUACAUUUCUGAUAUUCGCUGCGAUGCCUGGCGCCAAAACUAUCAAGCUUAUUUAAAUCGCCAUCAGCAAUUCAUCCUACGAGUCCAAUUUGACCAAGGCUCAGCCAAGAAAUCUCGUCAACGAGACGGCAUUCCAGUUAUCAAACCUCCAAUCCGCCAAGUCACCGUCCGCUGUCUCUACUGCGAUAACCGUUCUUCAAAUGAUCGUCACAAUGCUUCAGGCGCUGCUCCCGCCCCCCCUAAUUCAUCCGCCGGUCCUUCCUCUUCUGCUGAUGAACGCAAUCCUUUAAUCUCCAGUGGAAUCAAUGCAGGUCUUAGCUGUCCUCGCUGUGGUUCGCACUUACCUCGCUGUGGAAUAUGUUUAGAAAUUUGUGGUUCUCCGAGGUCGGAUAGGCCUGAGCUGUCAAACGAUCCGAUGAUUAAAAGGAUGGGCAAUCAGUUGACUUUCUGUAUGAAAUGUAAACAUGCUGCUCAUAUGGAUCAUGCGAUAAAGUGGUUUGAUAGACAUUUGGAGUGUCCAAUUGCGGAAUGCAAGUGCCAGUGUAACUUUAGGCCUAAUGCGGAUAUUGCUUAAGUUUAGAUGGAAUAGUAGGAUAGGUUGUCAGAACGAGUUUCAAUGGCGUUAUGAGUGCACGGAUGCACAUGGGUGGGUAUACCCCUUUCUAGUAUGAUACUGGAAGCGUUCGUUAUGGUGCAGAAUAAAAAUUUGUUUAAUUGUUGUGGAUGAUACACCCGCGUGCGUGUAUUGCAGUUUGCGAACCACGAUUUGAGAUGAGUCCGUGGGUAAAAUUCGACAAAAGUGAGAUAGCAUUGCAAUGACCUAUCUCUAUCCGGAAAUGCAGAUGUCAAUCCUUUUAGUAGGUAGCCAUUACCCUCUUAAGAGUCUGUUCUUUUCCAAGCUUAUAGAUAUUUCUAAUUU